GGUGGGUCAGGCCCAAAUUCCUUGUUGAACUCUUCCCACUCUUCCCAAAGGUCCAGCUUAGAGCAUAGUAACAUCAGAUCGGCAGUGAACAAUGCCUCAACUCAACUUGGCUCCACACCUGGUAGAAAUCUUGGAAAUACACAGUCUCCUGGUCGUCUGAAUACUGAGCAUCAAGAUCGGAGUGUGCACAGAAGCACCAUACCCAGCUCAGACCUGACCACAACAGCAUCGGUGGCACGUAAUAGCACACUUAGUCGAGGCAAAAUGAUUGCCAGAACAAAUCUGUGGGAAAGACAGAAUCCACACGGCCAUCCCCAUCAUCCUCAGGGGCAAAGAUCGAACCUUGACACACGGCAAGAUUGGACGAAAUGGCUAGAAGUCUCCGUGAAACUGGAAGGUAUCCCUCUUGACACGACAGCUUUAGAGAUAUUUCAGACAUUACAAGCAUACGGUCGCAUUGAAUCUAUUCGCAUACCGCAACCUACUCAGAGGGACGCGUUUGGUCAUGCGUACAUCACCUUCUCACCCGCACCAAUUACUGCCUUUUGGAUGUCAGGUAGCAUAGGUCUCACGAUCAAUGGAGGGCUCCGCAGGAUCCGAGUAUUUCUCCAAAACCCAAGGCGUCCACAAAUGAUCAGCAGCCCACUGCGUCCCGACGUGAUGUAUUUGGAAGUCAUGACCCUUCGGCUUUCCAGCCUGGAUUUAGGGUUUCUCUCAGACGACAGAACUAUGACUGUCAUGAAGACAAUCAAGAAUGUUCUCUUUUAUCAAAAGGUUUUAUAUGUUGACAUUGAUCAAGACUAUUGGUGCUUGGUUAUCUCCCAAAAGCACCCUCCUCGCUUCUGGAAACGCCGCAAUAAUAUGGAACUUUCCCAUAAAGGCGACAAGAGAAAGUGGGGAGAUUUAGACACUUGGCUGAGAACCACUGAAAUCAGCUACGCAGAUUGGGCUAAGCAGUAUCCUGUCACAAUGCAAGAGCCGUUUCAAUUCAUUGACAUUGGAAAAUGGACUACCUACCGGCUUCUGUUCCUCAAGUCCGACACACCAAUGUGGAAUAACAUAAGGGCUGCCCUGAGUGACUUUAAUAUUCAGAUCGUCACAACUGAUAUAAGCACAUUUACUUGGAAACGAGGAUCUCCAUCGAACUUCCGCGAGAUUGUCGAUGAUCCAAUAGUUGUAGAGACAAACGACCACCUGGCUCUAUUACACCGCACAGACAAGAUCGAUCUCUCCUUUGAAGUCAGGUAUCAGCUAGAAGCAGCCAUAUCGCAAGGCGUAUUUAAUGAGCAAAGCAUUACUCCUGAGUUCCUUUGUCGACUAUCGAACAUGGACAGCGCAAGAGGGACUGGCAGCCAGAAUAGUGUUCAUGUCCAGUACACCAUCAAUGGAUUUCCGGUUCCCAGAAACACACAAAGGGCCAGCCUGAUCAACAAAGCUAAGAAUGUCCUUGAAUACGUAACAGAGGCUGACAAGCCUGUAUACAACCCAAUGACCGUUCUCGAGAACAGAUUGGCUCUGACGCACCAUACAUUCAUUACAUUGCCGGACCAUUGCACUUGGGUGAGAAAAGUCAUUGUAACCCCCUCAAAAGUAUACUUUAGUUCGCCAUCACCAGAAACUACAAAUCGAGUGCUUCGACAUUAUGCCAAGCAAGGCGAUCGGUUCCUCCGUGUACAGUUUACAGACGAGCGUAAUGAAGGCAAGAUCCACGCACAGGCUGAUAGCGAUGUGAGCGAUGCUCUGUACAACAGAGUUUAUCGCACUCUUCGCAAUGGUAUACGCAUCGGUGACAGACAUUAUCAGUUCCUCGCUUUCGGUAACUCCCAGUUUCGUGAACACGGUGCUUACUUCUUCUGCCCGACUGCCACCGUAUCCUGCAAUGAUAUUCGUGACUGGAUGGGUGACUUUAGCCACAUCGAUGUGGUUGCUAAAUAUGCAUCCCGCCUUGGCCAAUGCUUUUCGACAACGAGAGACCCACGAGGCAUCAGCCUUGGAAUUCAAGUCUCGACAAUUCCAGAUAUUGAGAAGAACGAUUGGUGUUUCAGCGAUGGGGUUGGCAAGAUAUCCCCGUGGGUAAGCAGCGAGGUUACAAAGAAGCUCAAAAUGUAUGACGAGCAUGGCAAGAUUCCAUCAGCAUUUCAAUUCCGCCAUGGAGGUAGCAAAGGAAUCCUCGUCACUUGGCCAGACGUCAAGUUCAACGAGAUCUGCCUCCGUCCAUCUCAGCAGAAAUUCUCUGCUCGGGCAAGAAACUUGGAGAUCGUUAGGUGUUCCCGCUUCUCUGUUGCUACACUCAACCGACAGACCAUCGCAAUCCUCAGCUGCUUAGGCGUACCCGACGAGGCGUUUGUUGGUCUGACUAAGAAUCAAUUGUCUGAUUACUCGACAGCAAUGACCAAUCCCGAAGUGGCACUAAGGCUGUUGCGACAAUUUAUCGACGAGAACGGGAUGACAACGACUAUCGCGCAGUUGAUCAUGGAUGGAUUCAUGGAUUCUCAAGAACCGUUCACGAAAGCGCUCCUGCAACUCUGGAGGGCAUGGUCAAUGAAAUUGCUUCGUGAGAAAGCCCGCAUCGUUGUCGAAAAUGGCGCGUUUGUCUUUGGCUGCAUAGAUGAGACACGCACCCUCCGUGGCCAAGAGAAUACGAUGGAGUCCAACUUGUCAAGAGACCGCAGCAAGCUGCCACAAGUUUUCUUACAGGUCUCCGUUCCUGAAAACGCCGGAGAAUACCGUGCAAUCAAGGGCGUCUGCGUGGUGGGGCGGAAUCCAUCUUUGCAUCCUGGUGACCUACGGGUAGUCGAGGCAGUUGAUGUCGACAAUGCCCAGCUCAAGACACUGCGAAACGUCCUCGUUUUCCCUGCCGAUGGGGAUCGCGAUGUAGCGUCCAUGUGCUCUGGAGGUGAUUUAGACGGCGAUGACUACUUUAUUUUCUGGGAUCCGAAGCUUCUUCCACAGGAGUGGAAUCACCCACCUAUGAUGCACGAUGCUGUGCAGCCAAAGAAAGCUGAGAAGAGCGUCACGAUCAGAGACAUUUCUAGAUUCUUCGUCGAAUACUUGAAAAAUGACUCUCUCAGUUCGAUCGCUCUGGCCCAUGUCGCCUGGGCUGACAAAGCAUCCGUAAAGAGCCCGGAAUGUCUUGAGCUUGCCAAGCUGCAUUCAAACGCAGUUGAUUAUGUCAAAACUGGUCAGCCAGCCCAUAUGGGAAGGGCGCUUCGUCCUAGGUCUUGGCCUCACUUCAUGGAGAGGGACCCUCAAAAGUCGUACAAAUCAGGAACGAUUCUGGGUCAGCUCUACGAUCUGGUUGCCAAGGUAGAUUUCACGCCCGAUUUUGAAGGUCCAUUCGACAGUCGCAUCUUGCGUCGGUAUAAGCUGAGCGAUAAUUUGCUCAAGCUGGCACGCGGUCUCAAGACCCAAUACGAUAUUGCAAUGAGACGGAUUAUGAACCAGAGCGAGAUUGGGACAGAGUUUGAGGUCUGGUCGACUUUCGUGAUGACCAAGCCUCGAAUUGGCACUGAUUAUAAGGUGCAAGAAGACAUGGGCCUGAUCAUGGCUGGUCUCAGAGAUCGGUUUGUACAAGCUUGUAUUGGACAAGCAGGACGGUCGGAUCGAGACAGAAAGGCUGACCGAGGCAAAGGCACAGAGUCCCAAGCAGAUGAGCACUUGCUAGCUCAACAUAUGACACCGACUAGCAUGCCCGAUACGAUACCAGCUUCAGCCGAAGCUAGGGAGGUACUGGACGUUGACAGAGACAUGCUCUGCCGAUUCGUUGCAGCGAUGUACAGGGUCACUUGGGAGGAGGUCCAAAUUGCUAUCCAAGAAUGGCAGGAUACUCGCAUGAUAGCCGGCCACCUGGUCCCAAAGAGAAGCAAGAACCAAAUGCCGCUCAUCAGCUUCCCUUGGCUCUUUGAGGCGGAUCUAGGUCGCAUUGCCACCAGUGGCACGGCUGCCAGCAUGGAACUGAACGAACUACCACGGGCACCAAAACUGGUGACAGCCGGGACCAUUCAUGAAGCAGUGGAUGCUGUAGCAGCGACGUUGCAAGAUGGCCGGCUUUUCCACCGUGGUGAUGAGGUCUUCUUGAUUCACCAAGAUGUCGAGGGAGAUAACGAGGAUAAUUCCAGCAGCAGUGGUCAAGGUUCAACACCCGACGAGAGUGAUGUGGAGGCUGCCAUGUACCAACUCAUGCCUGCCCUUCAACCUACGAAAGCCGAUACGCCGGUUCCGCCUUUCCCUACGCCUAGCGCCAUCAUGCCGGCCAAGGAGAAGUUGGCAGCGGUUCUUGAGGACGAGGAAAAUGGAGAGGAAGAAAUCGAGGAGGUUGAGGAGAUUGAAGAAGAAUUUGAGGAUGCCAAUGUCUCAGCACGGAGGGCAGCUCUACAAAAACUCACCACGGGCUCAGAUGAAGAUUAGAUCAAGGAGCAAGGGGCAUUUUGGCGGCGAAGCCAGUUUGUACCAUAGGAGAGAUUCUACAGAGGCUCACUGACUCAAGUGGGCAAUAGACCGCAUCCAUGGAGACCACGGUGCCGCACAAGUUCAGUGGACGCCGGGUAGCCAGGCAUUAUGGCCAGGACAUAUUGCACGUGUAGUCAUGUGAGACUAUUAACCCCUUUGAGUGUCCAUUGCUUUGUCCCGUUACUCGACAGUGAUGGCGCGUAUACCGAGGGUAGUUCAACUGACAGAGCAGUGUAGGUGACGGAAGUGCACGGAUCUAGUGGGCGGGUGGUG
Molecule: messenger RNA, 4722 nt
Organism: Truncatella angustata
Lineage: Eukaryota; Fungi; Ascomycota; Sordariomycetes; Amphisphaeriales; Sporocadaceae
Product: RNA dependent RNA polymerase-domain-containing protein
Exons: 2
Coding region: 265-4407 (1380 amino acids)
Biological process (GO): siRNA processing
Cellular component (GO): nuclear RNA-directed RNA polymerase complex
Molecular function (GO): RNA-directed RNA polymerase activity; nucleic acid binding
Source: RefSeq, a predicted model, not a curated record